UCCCCUCCUCUUCGGGCUUGCGCGCGCGCAUCUUCCUCCUGCACGCGCCACCGCUAGUCCAGCACUCCCGCCGGAGCCUCAGGCUCGCGCGUUCCUUUUCCCCUCCGGCUGCAGAGCGGGUGGGAUCCUGCACCGCGGUCGCGCAAGCAGUGGCAGCCCGAGCCGGCUCCGGCGGCGGUAGCGGCGCGCGAUCCCAGGGGCGGAUCGUACCACUGCCCGCCAGCACGCGGGGGGAGCCGCUCGGCCCGCCGCUCACGGCUCGGCGACCCCGCGGGGCUGAGGCGUCGCCACGCCGGGGAGCUUGAGCGCCGAGCCGGCCUCGACCCCGAUCUUGGAACGCCGCGGUCCUUGCCCGCUGCUGGCCCCACCCAUCCGGGCCGAAGAGGCCGCGGCCAUGGCUGAGACGGAGGAGCGAAGCCUGGACAACUUCUUCGCUAAGAGGGACAAGAAGAAGAAGAAGGAGAGGAGCAACCGGGCGGCAAGCACCGCGGGCUCGGCGGGCGGCGUAGGCGGGACCAGUGGAGCCGCGGGCGCAGCGGGCGGCGGGGCGGGCGCGGGAGCCCGGCCGGGUGACGGCGGAACCGCGGGCGCGGGGGCCGCGGGCCCCGGGGCCGCCACCAAGGCCGUGACGAAGGAUGAAGAUGAGUGGAAAGAAUUUGAGCAAAAAGAGGUUGAUUACAGCGGCCUCCGAGUUCAGGCAAUGCAAAUAAGUGAAAAGGAAGAAGACGAUAAUGAAAAGAGAGAAGAUCCAGGUGAUAACUGGGAAGAAGGUGGAGGAGGUGGUGGUGGUGUAGAAAAAUCUUCAGGUCCCUGGAAUAAAACAGCUCUGGUACAAGCACCUCCUGCUCCAGUAAUUGUUACAGAAACACCAGAACCGGUGAUGACUAGCGGUGUAUAUAGGCCUCCUGGGGCCAGGUUAACCACAACAAGGAAAACACCACAAGGACCACCAGAAAUAUACAGCGAUACACAGUUCCCAUCCCUGCAGUCCACUGCCAAGCAUGUAGAAAGCCGGAAGGAUAAAGAAAUGGAGAAGAGCUUUGAAGUAGUAAGACACAAAAAUAGAGGUAGGGAUGAGGUUUCAAAAAACCAGGCCCUUAAACUUCAGCUAGACAACCAGUAUGCUGUGCUUGAAAAUCAGAAAAGCAGUCACACACAGUACAAUUAAGGAAUGGUCUUUGCUAACACUUCUAAGGUAACUAGACCACAUCUAACCACCAUGACCAGCCAUUCAUCACCUGACCUCUGUUGGAACUACAGCAACCGAUGCAGACCCCUCGAUAUAAGUGAUCGGCCCUGUUGCACUGUGGAUGUUUAAACUGUCACAACUGCUCUUUAUGUCUAUUGGAUAUAGGGGAAUUUCCAUUGUUACAUAAAUGUGUGAACUAGAUUCAGCAGUGUCUUUCAUAAGUACUCUGCAAAUACAAAAACAGAAAACAACUGCAGCCAGUGGUCAUUUCAAAAUCUUUUUAUGUUCAGAUACUGAGCCUUCGUAAGGGUUGACUACCUCAGAUUUGCUGCACUCAUUGUGGACUUCAUGUGGAUCACAUCUUCUGGAUAAGAAGGUUACAGCUAUUAAGUAUCGAUAUGAAACUUGAAACCAGCUCUACUGGAUUCCUAUCAGAAAUCCUACAGAAAGUCAGCCAUCUGGGUUCUGAUCUGCUGUAAAAGAUGAAGAUUUAAGUGACCUUAAUUAACCUGUCCUGUGCCCCACCCUUAAGGAACACUCUGUAGUAGGCUGUGGCUAUAUUAGACUUCCUGGAACAUGCCUCUCUAAAGAACUGAUGUGGUCAGAUAAUCUGUGUAGGGCUGUUGAUUUAUAAUUUAAGCCUUCAGUUGUAUUCUAGGUAAACAAAUUAAACCAAGCUUGGGUCCACCAAGUGGGAAAAGGAGGGGAGGGGAGGGAAUAAUCUUAUUUCUUUUAGUAUGAAUUUUUUAUUUGGGUAGUGCUUUUUCUGUGUUCCACAAUAAGGCCUUUUUUGCUUUGACUUGGAAUUAGUUCCUUGACAGAGCAUAUUGCUUGGUUUAGUAACCUGAAAUAUGCAUUAGGAUUGUGAACUGUCUUGUGAAUUUGCCAACCCCUAGAGUGGAACCAAAUAGCCUUUGGUGUAAAGGACAGUGGCUGCUGGGGCUCUACUUCAGGUGAUGCUGAAGUCUUUAAUCAGGUCCAAAUUGUAUAGUAAAUGGCAGUGGAAACAGAAUCUAGCAGAUUUCUAGUGAGACUAAAGAUUCAUUGACCUGUUAUAAAUUCAAAGCAGCAUGAGCAGAACCUUGUCUAAAACCCUUUUUAAGUGUCAUGGAUCUUGUGUGAUCUUUGACAAGAAUUCAAGAUACUGUACUUGUACUCACAUUUUAAAGGUAUUGAAGGUUCUAUAGAUGCAGUGAUUGUCCCAGCAAACUCUUUAUUGACCUUUUGGUGUGUCUUUAUGUUGUUCAUUUGGAGAGUUAGGGGCAAAAGACAGGUGAUGUAGCACUUGUGUUUUUAAUAAUUACAGCUUAAACUAUCCAGUAAUUUUUAGUCCUUAAAAGGGACUUGAAGAAGCUACCCAGAGUUACUGAAAAGUUUCUUUCCAUCUAAUGAGAUGUUCUGGUAAUUUCCUAGCUUUGUCUCUUUGGUUCACUAGAAAUAUUUCAAAGUGGUAUGUGAUCACUUGAUGCAGAGUCUGGGUUUCUCUAUAAUAAAUCCCUUUGCCAAAUGCAGGAGUUGCAGACUUGCCUACUGGUAAGAUUGAAGCAAAUGGGUGAAUAAAACUAUCCUGAUAUGGGAGCAUUUUCCUGUAGGAGUUCAGUCUUGAUGAAAGUGUCAGUGCAGGAACUGGACUCCUAGAAGGGUUACAGUGUUCUUCUGUCAGUACCUGCCAACCUUUUCUGGGCAAUAAUGUUGGCAUUAUUUGAGGUGGCAGGAAGGAUGACUGCCUUCUGAUCUAUUUGGGCAAGUAGCUGAGCCAAGGAGAGGUUGGAUGAUGAAGAGAGACGCAAGGAAUUCUUGGUUAAAGUGAAGACUUCAUUUGGGAACCAAAAACCUUAAAAAACAAUCUCUUGGACAUUGAGCCACAUAGUUUCCCUAAAAAGUAUGCAUCUAUUCCAGCAAAAUCUUGUUGGGCGUUAUGUUUUUGAGGAAUGAACUUAGAUGAAUAUGUGGAAAUGUUAUUUAAUGGCAUAUUGUACUAGAAAUCUGAAGACCUGCAGCAGAUUUAAAAUUCCAACUUUUGUUAACGACUUUUUAAAAGAUUGUGAAAUUAUCAAAAUGCACAUGAAUCAAGUUUUAAUAUACUGUAUGAUGGGUAGGUGAGGCUGUCCAUUUUACCAUUUCUUUCUUUGAAUUCUCAGGCAUGGUUUUGGCAGUGCAGGAACUCUGUAACAUUAACAAAUUCAAUAAAAAGUAAAUAUAUGAA
Molecule: messenger RNA, 3395 nt
Organism: Choloepus didactylus (southern two-toed sloth)
Lineage: Eukaryota; Metazoa; Chordata; Mammalia; Pilosa; Megalonychidae
Gene: CDV3
Product: CDV3 homolog
Exons: 5
Coding region: 395-1168 (257 amino acids)
Cellular component (GO): cytoplasm
Source: RefSeq, a predicted model, not a curated record